AGUCCCAGGACACCCUUGAAGGUGAAAGAGUGUCACUGUUGUCUGAGGUAAAAAAAAGAUACAACAGUUCUGUUAUCAAGGAGAAGAUGGCCAAAACAUUUGCGUAUAGGAGACAGGAGGUAGUCAGAGACAAACCCAUGAUUGCAGAGUUCAAGACUAGAUGGCCAGGACUGUUUACUGUGCCUGAGGUGGAAGCAGAAUUUCUGAGGAUUACCACUGUUCCCCUCGUAACAACUUUUUUUGGACAACUUGACCACCACGCUGAUCAGCUCAUCAGAGUGCUGAAGACGACUGGUGGAUCAAAAGGAAAUAGAAUUAACCUCACCUUUGCCCCGACUGCACAGAAUGAAACUGUUGAAAAGAAGAGGGAGUGCCUCCUUAAGGCACUUUGUCUCUAUUUAAAUGAGGAUCCAAGCAGUCUCUUCAAAGAGUAUCUGGAUUCAGAUGGCUGUUCUGCAGAGAGAGACCUUGAACAAGUUGUCUUUGGCAUCUACAGCAUUAAUGUUGAGGGAGCUGAUGCCACCACCAAGCCAGCUGAUGUUGGAAUAGUGAUCGAGGGUGUUGAAGUGCUUCACGACUUGGGAGACAUCGCUUCUGCAUGUGCACUCUUAAUGGGUGUCAUAUAUGCAAUGAACCUCAGUUAUCCUCAGGAACUGAAAACAUUUUUUGAGGUGCUUCAGAAAAUCUUCCUCCAGCUGGAUGCUACCAGGCUCUCAACCAAGGUACAGAUGCUUAAAAACAAACUGUAUGAGUAA
This is a messenger RNA of Puntigrus tetrazona (Sumatra barb), 755 nucleotides long. RefSeq lists its product as uncharacterized. The record is from RefSeq and is a predicted model, not a curated record. The coding region runs from base 87 to 755 and encodes 222 amino acids. NCBI's taxonomy places the organism in Eukaryota, Metazoa, Chordata, Actinopteri, Cypriniformes, Cyprinidae. The transcript is spliced from 4 exons.